AAAUCAUUUAGCUAAACAAAGAUAAAACUCUUCUUACACGAAAUUAAGCUACUUAUAUAUAUGCAUUUUGGUAUUGUAGAAAUUGCAUUAAUAAGUCAGUGAACUGUUGGCCAUUAUGUAAUAGAACGCAGGGGGCGAGCCAGGAAUUGACGUCAGAGGGGGCGUAACUUAGGGGCGCAACUUUUUGACGUGUACCCCUCCCUCAGAACCGACAUGAAUAAUAUGGCAUAAAAUGUUUUCACAGGGGUUUAUGUACUCCCCAAGGUUUUUCUAUCCAAAUUCAUUCUCCAAAACGGUGCAUUUAUUUAACGUGUUUUAUUCCUUUUAUCUGGUAUUGACAUUAAAGUUAACUUGGACAUGCGCCAGAUGCGGCUCACACAAACUGCUUGUGGAAUGUUAUCCGUACAAAAUGAAACCCUGUUGUGAGAAGCAAACAUUAUUUACUUUACACGCACUACUAUUGAACUAUUUUUUGGAAGCGCGACAAGCAUAAACCUACGAAACUUCUUAACAAAACUUAGACCGAGUGUUAUGAAAUUCAUAGAAUUAUUGCCAACAACGAACACUGAUGUUCUUGUAAGAUUAUGGAAAUAUAUACAUGAAGCUUUUAUUAUAUUCUAGAAUACUGUUAAUAAUGUAUUGUAAUUAUUAACAGUAGCAAUUCUGUUUUUUUUUUAGAUGUACUAAAUAUAAUUCCCACCUCACAAUAUUUUGUUAACGCUUUUUAUUACAUGAAAUAAUUGUGCGUCUUUUUGUAUAAUGUUAAUCGAUUAGUUUUGUUUUCAUUAACACACGUGUACUUAAUAUAAAUAUACCCGAAUAUAUAGGUCGAUGUAUAUAUGCCAUUAGUUGUCUAGUGAUUACCAAUAAUGUUAUUCAUAUUAACCAUGUUACAAGAAACAUUUUAUGUUUACUUUACUUAACAAACAUCUUUAAAUCUUUAAUCUUUAAUCUUAAAUCAUGAAUGGGUCAGCAAAUGUAAUGGCAUUAUGGUAUCUUGUGAGUGAAAAUAGAAUAGGGGUACCCAUGGUUUGGUAACCAAUUAUUUAUCGGUAAAGCUAUUUUGAGGAGUAUGUGACCUUUUGUGUAGUUUGUAUUUGUCUUGUUUACAAGUUUGUUUAUUUAGUUAAUUGUCUUUUGAGACUUUGUCUUGUAUCUUUAAACAAAGUUUAUUUUUUGAACUUUUGACUUUCAGGCUUUUUCCUGUUGUUUGCAUUGUAAUAUUUAGUUUGGCAUUUUGAAAGUCAUUGGUAUUUCAAGAUACAUUAAACUUCGCGAUCUAUAAAACACAUUUCACUCUUUUUGCCAAUUUCUACGUGUUGCAGUUCUAAUUUAGUUUAUCAUGGCGAAGACAAGGAACGAACUUACAACUUUGGUAUUGAUUCAAUAAACAAACAAGUCUAAUAGCUUACGGGGAAAGGUGAUCAUAUAUCAAAAGCUCAAAGCAUGAUAUUGCUGUUCGAUGGACAAAAAAUGCUCUUAAUGAGUGGCAUUAUUCUACAUACUAUAAAUCCGCUAUCUUUUCAAAGAUAUAAUAUCAUAUGUUAUUGUGUUUAGCUCACCUGAUCACAAAGUGCUCAAUGUAAGCUAUUGUGAUCGGUCUAUGUCCGGCGUCCGGUGUCCAUCGAACACCGUCCGUAGUCGUUCGUCCGGUGUCAAUAAUUGCUUUAAACAACAUCUCUUCUUUAACCGCAUGGUCAAUUUUGAUGAAACUUUACAGGGAUGUUUGAUGGGUGGUGCCCUUUCAUAUAGUUGUUCAUAGAAAAAAGAAAUUCCAUGCAGAACUCUGGUUACCUUGAAAACCGAAAGGGAGAACUUAAACAAUAUUCUAGACAAAACAUUAUGAGGCCUAGAACUUUGUUAUUUAGUGUGUAACAUUGUCUGUUGGUCAUCUACCAAGUGUCUGGGCGUAACCGGGGAAGACAAGUUUCUUUCAUACUUGUAUAAGGAAAUCUUUGAAAACCUUCUUGUAUGUAACCACUAGUCCCAGUCCGUGGAUUUUUGUAUGUAACAUCAUGUAGUAGCCAUCCACUCAAUUUGUUCAAAAUUAUGCCUCUUUGGACAAAACAACAAUAAUAACAACAACAACCAGGUAGCCGACUUUUUGUCUUACGUUUUAAUAAUCUAUCUAAAAUAUACUUUUUUCUCUAGCUGUAUUUAGGAUAAAUGAAAAGCAUUCAUACAUACUUAAACUUCCAGAAAUUUUGAAAAACUUUUCGACUGUAUGUUAAUGGUUUAAUUUUUGAUUGAAAAGUUUCAUGCAGAGGGAAAUUCAAUAUUAUGUGAAAAUUAUUUAGUGAAACUAUACUAUGUUAUAGAAAAAAAAAUUGCAGGAAAUUUCUGAGGUCAUUUCUUGUAGUUGACCUUUAUAUCACCGUUCAGAAAUCACUUCCUUCCCAUUUAUACCAAAUAUUCAGAGCUCAUGAAAUAAGCAAAUAACAUAUUUUAUGAUGCAUAUAUCUUAUUAUCUAUACAUCCACCGGCAUAUGCCCAAAUGGUGGCAUAGAUUCGUUUCUGUGAAUGUUCUUGUCUACCUUUAAAGAGAAACUCUUAUUCAAAAUCAAUGCUUACACAUGUAUAACAUAAAUUUAGAAUAAACCUUUAACUUCUUACUAAAUAAUGCAUUUAUGGAAACUAUUAAUUACUGAAAACAAGAUUGUUACCGUGAAUUUAAUAGCAGAAAGCGCAAAAAUAUUAAAUGAUUGGUGAUUUAGUGUGAUCUACUAUAGUCUCAUAAGGUAGAAAUACCGUGUUUUAUGUUCAUUUCUUUCAAAUUAAACUCGGUAUCCUUCUUAAGAACCAUUGUUUUCGACAUUUAUUCAUCCUUUUUGGAAUAUUAAAACAAUAUUAUUAAUUGUGGUAAAUCUUAUCUGGGAGUAAGAGUGCAUCUUUAAAGAAAUAGUAAUUUCCAAACAAAGUAUGAUGCUGGAUUCCAGAGGCCUCUAUCAAAAGUUUUAUUUUUGAAUCCAAUUAAAGGUUUAAAAAAUGUUGACUAGAUUAAACAUGCUUAAUAACAUAUAUUGGAAAACAUAUGUAAAAUAAAGCAAAACCAUUGGCUCUGAAACAUAAUAUAUCAUAACAGUCAUUGUUUAAACCUGCACUCACACAUAUUGCCCGUUUUGACAAAUUUUCUUUUUUGUCUUGAAAUGGGUCAAUCUUUGUGUAAAUGUCUAGAAAGCAGUGAUAUAAGUUAAGCUUAGCUGGGUUCUUUUGGUAUAUAGUGAUCUAAGAAUGUAGGUUUUUGUUCAAUAGUGAUCUGAGAUUUUACCUUUGGCAACAUCAAAUAAUCUCAACUCCCUGCUUGGGCGCCGAGCCAACUUAUGACCUACUUCAUGUCAAUUGGACCCAACAAAUAUUUAUAGGCCACGUUUUUCUCUUCACCUCAGGUGAGCGAUUCAGGGCCAGCAUGGCCUUCUUGUUUGGUUAGAUAAACGGGAUCACACAGUGGCACUGACAUUAGAUUAGUGUAAUAUUGCGGUUUCAAACUGUUUGUUUUGCGCACAAACAUACAUAUCCUUCUAAGUAACAGCGGGUUGUAACCUACUUGUAUAUGUGGACAGUAGAGGCAUUAUAUUUAAAGGACGAAUAAAUGGCUGAACUAUGAAAUUUUUUAUUGUCUGUGUUUUCCUUUGUGGAUUUUUAAAUAUUGCAUUAUGUAUCGACAAAAGUGCGUCCUUCAGAUUUGCUAAUUUUCCUGCUAACUUCCAAUGGGGAAUCAAAGAUUCGUGUGAACAUUUACCUUCCGAUGUAAAAGUUCCUUUGCUGAAGGAAUUAGGGGUGAAUGUGUACAAGUUUAGCCUAGAUUGGAACCUGGAUUCACAAGGAGGACUUACAAUUGACCCAGCAACACUUACCGGGUACCAAGAUAGUGUCAUAGAAUUAGAAAAUAUUGGGAUCAAGAGUCACGUGGUGUUAUUUGACACAAAGGACAAGGAUGUCAUCGACAAACUUACUUCAAUGGACAGUGUCACUGAGCUUUGUAAUUCAGCAACCUACGUUUUUCAAAACUUGACAGAAAAGGUGGCAUUGUGGAGUUCCUUUGCUUUCAAUGGGAUACAAACUUCGUUCGCGGCUAGUUCCAAUGAGGAACUUAUCAACACAGCGUACUUUAUACUCCAAGCUCACAGUUGCAUUUAUAACUCGUUGAAGAACAUUCACCAAAAAGGGCAACUGGGUAUUGACAUCCAAGGAAGCUGGUUCGUCGCCCAAUCUCAUUCGCUUUCAAAAACUGAUCCAAGUACAGAGAAAGCUCUUGCAUUGGACGUUGAUUUGUUUCUACAGCCUUUGAUUGGUCGAGAUAUUGCUAAGGAAUACUUUGGAUUGAACGUACCACAUUUUUCUCCGGAACAAAUAAUAAAUGUUAAUAAUUCGCUUGACUUUGUAACGUUGACAUACCGCGGGACUUUUGAAGUAAAUGAAGACACUGAACUACAAUCCCUUUACAGUAGUGAAGUUGAUUCCGACAAGAAUGGCGGACUACAGAAACUUCUAAAGCACGUGGGCAGAUCCCUCAGCAAGACCGUGCAGAUUUACGUUAGUGAUGUUGGGAUUCAGACUAACAACGUGAUUGUAAAAGAUAAAGAGCGCGUUAAUUGGAUGAGGUCAAAUAUACAACAAGUAUUAAAAUCAAUCCAAAUUGACCGCAACAGUAACAUCGGCGGCUAUGUGAUACCAUCCUUUGUGGACACUGAACAUUGUCCGGAGUUAACCGGAAUAUUCAGCAACACACCUGACCAGAAUUUUCCUGUAAGGAAGGCAUCCGCAGUUUUAUAUAAACAGAUUAUCCAUGACAACGGUUUUGAACGUGGUUUCAACGGAAUAGGCGGAUUUCCUAGCGGUGAGAUAUCACACGAGGAUGGGAUAUAUUACGACGAUUUCCCGGACAAUUUCGGUUGGAGCUCUGCCACCUCUGCUUAUCAGAUUGAAGGAGGAUGGAACGCUGACGGUAAAGGACUUAGCAUUUGGGAUACACGGAGUCAUACUCCGAACAUCAUUCACAACAAUGAAACUGGUGAUGUGGCUUGUGACAGCUACAACAAAUACAAAGACGACGUUAAACUUCUGAAGGAUCUAGGGGUCAAGUUUUAUCGAUUUUCGAUUGCAUGGACACGUUUGAUGCCAGAUGGAACAACCGAUUAUAUAAACCAGAGAGGCAUUAACUAUUACAAUAAUUUGAUAGAUGCACUUUUAGCAGACGGUAUAACUCCAAUGAUAACAUUGUUUCACUGGGACUUGCCCCAGAAUUUAAUGGACAAUGGAGGGUGGCUUAAUGAAACGAUUAAAGACAGGUUCAAGGACUACGCAAAGCUUUGCUUUGAAAAGUUUGGAGAUAGGGUAAACUAUUGGAUAACAUUUAACGAGCCGAAAAUCAUCACAGUGUCUGGUUACGACGAUGGUUGGUUUCCUCCCGGACACCACUCACACGGACAGGAGGGUUACAUUGCGGCGCAUAAUCUCAUAAAAGCCCAUGCCGAGGCCUACCAUGUCUUCAAACAGACACAAAACGGUAAAAUUGGCAUUACCAUUAGUGUUGGAUGGCCAGAGCCAGUUCACAUGUAUGAUCCCGAGGAUUUGGAAGCCUCUGAGAGAGACACGCAGUUCAGUUGUGGUUGGUUUGCACAUCCGAUCUUUGUAGAUGGAGACUACUCACCAAUCAUGAAGAAACUGGUUAGCGAAAAGAGUUAUCAGCAAGGUUUUAAUGUCUCUAGACUUCCAGAGUUUACAGAUGAAGAGAAAACCUUUAUUAACGGGACGUUCGACUUCUUUGGACUUAACUUUUACUCCGCCGGACUAGUCACCUCAGACUACGGUACGUCGGAAGUGCCAAGCUACUACAAUGACAAAGAUACUAAAGGCGUUGACAACCCAAACUAUUUAGGGUCAGGUUCCAGCUGGUUACACGUAACACCGUUUGGGAUGAGAAAGAUUUUGAAUUGGGUGAAACGGACGUAUAACAAUGUCCCAGUGUACGUUACAGAGAGUGGUGUCUCUGACAGGAACGGCACUUUGAUGGACUAUCACAGAAUCCACUAUUAUAGGACUUACAUCAACGAGUUGUUGAAAGCUAUCAAACUAGACGGGUGUAAUGUCAAAGGCUUUACAGCAUGGUCACUAAUGGAUAACUUUGAAUGGAAUACGGGAUACAGUGAAAGGUUUGGAAUACAUUACAUCAAUUUCACGGACCCUGACAGGAAAAGAACACCCAAAGGAUCUGCCUAUUGGUAUAGACAGUUGAUCUCUGAGAACGCCUUCACGAAAGGAUACCCUGGAAUAGGUGGUAGGGGAACUGCUCCAGAUUAUGUCGGCAAGACACUUAAAGGCAUUUUUCCACCGGACUUUGUCUGGGGUAUGGAAGGGUUGCGUUCAGAUACGCUUGAAGUCAGUGAUUUGAUACAAGCUCUAGUUAAAAUGAAGGUUGGAUUCUACAAAUUUAAAAUCCCAUGGAAUGGAAUCCUUCCUCGAGCUGGAUCAAUCGAAGACACUAACGAAGUUAACAAGUAUACGCAACUGAUCAAACAGCUUAGGCAAAACAAUAUAGCCCCAUGGAUAUCUCUGGACUAUUUUGAUGUACCGAAACAUUUACAGGAUGCUGGUAGUUGGUCAAAUAAUUCGACGGUUAUUGAAUUUGAGAAUUACGCGAGGGUUUGUUUCUCAACAUUUGGGGAUAUUGUAGAGACCUGGCUAUCUCUAGACAAUGCAAACCUGUAUUUAAGGCAAUUUGAUUCACUCGAUCAGUUUGCUAUCAUGUCAAACUUGUUGCUUGCCCAUAACAGCGCGUUUCACAUCUUCAAAACUGAAUUCAGACGUCAAUACGGAACAUUUGGGUUGGCAUUGCUAGGCGAGUGGCACGAACCACAGAAUGAAUUUUCCACUUCGGACUGGGAAGCAUCAGAGACUGCCAUGAAAAAUGGCAUUGGGCGGAUUGCUGAACCUAUAUUCGGUAACAGUCCAAAGAAGAAUGAAUUGCCCGACGUGCGAGUGUCAGCAGACAUGGUGUUUGUGGAUAUUUCCAAACUUAAAUGGUGUACACAAGAUCCAUCUACAGCUGUCACCUGCAUUUCAGACACAGACUUCCGGCGGGAUCCGUCAUAUCGACAGGAAGGGACACAGUGGGCGGUAAGAAAAACUUUAAAUUGGAUCAAACGGUCUUACGGAAAUAUUCCAGUAUAUGUGACGUCAACGAACUUCACCAAUAACGUUUUAUCAAGCAAUCAAAGCGAGCUUACAACGUUGAUACAAGAAAACGUAAACGAAGUUUUGAAAGCCGCGAUUCUCGACGACGUACGUGUGGCUGGGUACUUAUUUCCAAUCAUUAGACCAACGGAAAGUACAUUGUCGGCAGAAGCACGGAUAUUAGGAGAUAUCAUCACCCAGUACGGUUCCGAAUCAGCGGCAAUUGACCAGCCAGCAUGCUCUGCGACAACACCAGUAUAUCCUACCACGGACACUGAACACAAACAUAAAACCAAUGCUUCGAGCAUGCCUCAAUCCACAGUGUAUACAUUGAUGUCCACAUUAUUUUGGUUGAUGAUGAUAAAAUCAUGAAGGUUCAUAUUGGACCUGGCUACGAUUAAUUUGAUAAAUACAUGAAUUAAAACACAACAACACUUACUUGUUAAAAAUAAUGGCAGUUAACUUUGAAAAUAAUAAAUAAUUUGUCCACUUUUUUAUUGAA
Molecule: messenger RNA, 7675 nt
Organism: Mya arenaria
Lineage: Eukaryota; Metazoa; Mollusca; Bivalvia; Myida; Myidae
Product: lactase/phlorizin hydrolase-like
Exons: 26
Coding region: 3601-7545 (1314 amino acids)
Biological process (GO): carbohydrate metabolic process
Molecular function (GO): beta-glucosidase activity
Source: RefSeq, a predicted model, not a curated record